AUGUUCAGAAGUGCUGGUGUGCGUUUUUUCCUGGCUCUGGCUAGGAAGUUCGCCCAAUCUCCCCAAGGUGCUGCUCCUAAAGCGGGUGCUUUUAGAAAGACUUUGCGUGCUGCCGUCGGUGUUCUGGUUCUUUCCACUGCUGCUGCCGUCGGUUACUUGGGCUACAAGGUCUACAAAGAGUCGUACCCUGCAGACCAAUCCAAGCAGGUUUCCACUUUCGAGGAUGGCCGUAAGAAGAAGACAUUGGUGAUUUUGGGUUCCGGAUGGGGCUCCAUCUCGCUUUUGAAGAACUUGGACACCUCGUUGUACAACGUGGUGGUGGUUUCUCCAAGAAACUACUUCCUUUUCACCCCCUUGUUGCCCUCCUGUCCUACCGGUACCGUCGAGUUGAGAUCCAUUAUCGAGCCCGUCAGAGCCAUCACUAGAAAAUGUUCCGCCGAGGUCAUCUACUUGGAGGCCGAGGCCACUGAGAUCGACCCAAUCAACAACAAAUUGACCAUCAAGCAGUCUACCACUGUCCACUCCGGCCACUCUGGUACUGACACCGGUUCCUCCAAGCCUACUGUGUCCGAAGACAUUAGCACUUCUUUGCAGUACGAUUACUUGGUGGUGGGUGUCGGCGCUCAGCCAUCCACUUUCGGAAUUCCAGGUGUCGCUGAACACUCCACUUUCUUGAAGGAGGUCAGUGACUCCAUCAAGAUUCGUAGACGUCUCAUGGAGGUCAUCGAGGCCGCCAACAUCCUUCCUAAGGGUGACCCUGAGAGAAAGAGAUUGUUGUCCAUUGUCGUUUGUGGUGGUGGCCCAACUGGUGUUGAGGUUGCCGGUGAGUUGCAGGACUACAUUGACCAGGAUCUCCGCAAAUGGAUGCCUGAGGUUGCUUCUGAGUUGAAGGUCACCCUUGUGGAGGCUUUGCCUAACGUUUUGAACAUGUUUAACAAGAAAUUGGUCGACUACACCAAGCAGGUUUUCCAGGACACCAACAUCGACUUGAGAACCAACACCAUGGUCAAGAAGGUCGACGACCGCGCUGUUAUUGCUCAGACCAAGGCUCAAGACGGUUCUUCUACCACUGUUGAGAUUCCAUACGGUAUGUUGAUUUGGGCCACCGGUAACGCUCCUAGACCAAUUGUGAGAGACUUGUCCUCCAAGAUUGAUGAGCAGAAGAACGCUAGAAGAGGUUUGUUGGUCGACGACAAGUUGUUGGUCGACGGUUCUAACAACAUCUUUGCCUUGGGUGACUGUACCUUCACCAAGUUUGCCCCUACUGCUCAAGUUGCUUUCCAAGAGGGUAUCUUUUUGGCUCAACACUUGAAGAGAUUGGACGACAUUGAGUCUUUGAAGCAAAAGAUCUCCGCUCCUGGUCCUCAAGACAACGUAGACAGAAUGAGCAAGAAAUUGGUCAAGUUGGAGUCUUCCUUGGAGCCAUUCAAGUACAACCAUCAAGGUUCUUUGGCCUACAUUGGUUCGGAGAGAGCCGUCGCUGACUUGGUAUGGGGCGACUGGUCCAACGUUUCCACCGGUGGUACUUUCACCUACUUGUUCUGGAGAUCUGCCUACAUUUACAUGUGUCUUUCCGUCAAAAACCAGAUCUUGGUUUGUCUUGACUGGGCAAAGAUUGCCAUGUUUGGUAGAGACAUCUCGAAGGAGUAA
Molecule: messenger RNA, 1650 nt
Organism: Australozyma saopauloensis
Lineage: Eukaryota; Fungi; Ascomycota; Pichiomycetes; Serinales; Metschnikowiaceae
Gene: NDE1
Product: NADH-ubiquinone reductase (H(+)-translocating)
Exons: 1
Coding region: 1-1650 (549 amino acids)
Molecular function (GO): NADH dehydrogenase activity
Source: RefSeq, a predicted model, not a curated record